CGAUCGGCAGCGAAGACGACGACAACGAUUUUUAGUUAUUUUUCGGUUUUUCUGCGCAACGGUCGCUUUCGGCUUGGCUUUCGCCUGCGUCAUCUACACGCUCCACACAAUGGGAUGGAUUUUUGCUGUUCUCGUAGCGCUUGUCGCCCUGCUGCUAACAAAGCCUGGAUGGCGCUGGUUCUACAUAGCGGGAGCCACCGCUCCCCGCGAUCUAACAGCUCUCUGGGCCUAUAUCAAGCUUCUGAGGUACACGAAGCGCCAUGAGAGACUCAACUACACCGUGGCCGACGUCUUUGAGCGGAAUGUUCGCAUCCAUCCGGAAAAGGUGGCCGUCGUGAGCGAGACUCAGCGUUGGACCUUCCGCCAGGUUAACGAGCACGCCAACAAGGUGGCCAAUGUGCUGCAGGCCCAGGGAUACCAGAAGGGCGAUGUGGUGGCCCUGCUGCUGGAGAACCGCGCCGAGUACGUGGCCACCUGGCUGGGUCUCUCCAAGAUCGGCGUGAUCACCCCGCUGAUCAACACGAACCUGCGCGGACCUUCCCUGCUCCACAGCAUCACGGUGGCCCACUGCACGGCCCUCAUCUACGGCGAGGACUUCCUGGAGGCCGUUUCCGAUGUGGUCAAGGAUCUGCCCGCCAACAUCACGCUCUUCCAGUUCAACAACGAGAACAACAACAGCCAGACGGAGAAGAACAUCCCGCAGGCCAAGAACCUCAACUCUCUGCUGACCACCGCCAGCAGUGAGAAGCCCAACAAGACGCAGGUCAACCACCACGACAAGCUCGUCUACAUCUACACCUCUGGAACCACAGGAUUGCCCAAGGCGGCCGUCAUCUCUCACUCUCGGUAUUUGUUCAUCGCUGCUGGCAUCCACUACACCAUGGGCUUCCAGGAGGAGGACGUCUUCUACACCCCCUUGCCUCUGUACCACACUGCUGGAGGCAUCAUGUGCAUGGGCCAGUCGGUGCUCUUCGGCUCCACGGUCUCCAUUCGCAAGAAGUUCUCCGCCUCUAACUAUUUCGCUGACUGCGCCAAGUACAAUGCCACGGUCGGUCAGUAUAUCGGCGAGAUGGCCCGCUACAUUCUGGCUACGAAACCAUCGGAAUAUGACCAGAAGCACCGAGUGCGUCUAGUUUUCGGAAACGGACUGCGUCCGCAGAUUUGGCCGCAGUUUGUGGAGCGUUUCAACAUCGCCAAGGUGGGCGAGUUCUACGGCGCCACCGAAGGCAAUGCGAACAUCAUGAACCACGACAACACUGUGGGAGCCAUUGGCUUUGUGUCCCGCAUUCUGCCAAAGAUCUACCCCAUCUCGAUUAUUCGUGCAGAUCCGGAUACCGGAGAGCCCAUUAGGGACCAGAAUGGCCUGUGCCAACUGUGCGCUCCCAACGAACCGGGUGUAUUCAUUGGCAAGAUUGUCAAGGGAAAUCCUUCCCGUGAAUUCCUGGGCUACGUUGAUGAAAAGGCUUCUGCCAAGAAGAUUGUAAAGGAUGUUUUCAAGCACGGCGAUAUGGCUUUCCUGUCCGGAGAUCUUCUGGUUGCUGAUGAGAAGGGAUAUCUGUACUUCAAGGAUCGGACGGGAGACACCUUCCGCUGGAAGGGCGAGAAUGUCUCAACCAGCGAGGUGGAGGCGCAGGUCAGCAACGUGGCUGGAUACAAGGAUACCGUGGUGUAUGGCGUUACUAUCCCCCACACCGAGGGAAGGGCCGGCAUGGCCGCCAUCUACGAUCCCGAUCGCGAACUAGAUCUCGAUGCCUUCGCCACCAAAUUGGCCAAGGUGCUGCCCGCUUACGCCCGUCCCCAGAUCAUUCGGUUGCUCACCAAGGUGGACCUCACCGGCACCUUCAAGCUGCGCAAGGUGGACCUGCAGAAGGAGGGCUACGACCCCAACUCGAUUAAGGACUCGCUGUACUACCAGAACUCGAAGGGAAAGUACGAGCUGCUCACGCCGCAGAUUUACGAUAAAGUGCAGCUCAAUGAGAUUCGCUUUUAGUAGCUGAAAUACGGUUGUGUUUGAGCCUUGCCUUUUGCCCAAUAUGCUGUUAAUUAGUUUGUAAGCCAACCACGAGUCGACUUAGUCUAGAGAAGUAAUUAAAUCGGGAAUAUCGGCACUGAAGAUCAUCCAGCCUCGGAGAUUCCUCCAAAGCACAUUUCCAUGUCAGCAUUGCACUUUUGUAUAUCGUAAGCAUAUAUACACUUUAUCGUGAACGCAGUUGUAUCUGCAUUUGUGUAGAUGAUAGCCUCCUAUACGCAUUUUAAUUGUUUUUAGCCUGCUAAAGAACCUUGUUAAGUGCAAUUUCAGCUAUUGUUUAGUCAGUUUUAGUGGCAUUUACACUUCCAUUCUCGCUGCGUUUGCCUGUACAUACGAGAAGCUCUGAUGAUUUUGUAUCAAAUAAACUUUUUUCUUCACCA
Drosophila ficusphila is the source of this 2409-nucleotide messenger RNA. It is a transcript of the gene Fatp1, whose product is annotated as long-chain fatty acid transport protein 4. NCBI's taxonomy places the organism in Eukaryota, Metazoa, Arthropoda, Insecta, Diptera, Drosophilidae. Gene Ontology annotation, biological process: triglyceride homeostasis. Gene Ontology annotation, cellular component: endoplasmic reticulum. The record is from RefSeq and is a predicted model, not a curated record. Gene Ontology annotation, molecular function: long-chain fatty acid-CoA ligase activity; long-chain fatty acid transmembrane transporter activity. The transcript is spliced from 4 exons. The coding region runs from base 110 to 1990 and encodes 626 amino acids.